Molecule: messenger RNA, 1045 nt
Organism: Asterias rubens (European starfish)
Lineage: Eukaryota; Metazoa; Echinodermata; Asteroidea; Forcipulatida; Asteriidae
Product: coatomer subunit zeta-1-like
Exons: 9
Coding region: 83-604 (173 amino acids)
Biological process (GO): intracellular protein transport; retrograde vesicle-mediated transport, Golgi to endoplasmic reticulum; intra-Golgi vesicle-mediated transport
Cellular component (GO): COPI vesicle coat
Source: RefSeq, a predicted model, not a curated record
GGCAAAAAGUUUACGUUGGUGCGCGGAAUACGUGUUAAAACAACUAGCCUUUUUUGUUUGGGACCAGCGAAUAUAAAUCAACAUGGAUGCUCCCGUAUUGCCAGCAAGUUUGUAUACAGUUAAAGCUAUUGCUAUUCUGGACAACGAUGGGGAGAGAAUUGUUUCCAAGUAUUAUGACGACACGUACCCAACAGCCAAGGAGCAGAAGGUUUUUGAGAAGAACCUCUUCAGCAAGACACAUCGAGCAAAUGCUGAGAUUAUAAUGCUGGAAGGACUGACGUGCGUCUACCGCAGCAAUGUCGACUUGUUUUUUUACGUCGUAGGCAGCUCUCAAGAGAAUGAACUGAUCUUGGUCAGCGUCUUGAACUGCCUCUAUGACUCCAUCUCACAGAUAUUGAGGAAGAAUGUUGAGAAGAGAGCCCUCCUUGAUCAUCUUGAUGCAGCUUUCUUGGCCGUUGAUGAGAUCGUUGAUGGCGGGAUCAUUCUAGAGUCGGACUACAGCAAUGUUGUACAGAGGAUUGCUGUUAGAGGGGACGACAUUCCAAUUAAUGAACAGACAGUUGCUCAGACCAUAUCGAACAAGUUACAAUUUUUCAGAGAAUAAAAUAGAAAAUAGCAUCGGGUACCACCAGUCUUAACCAGCUAUCUGAAGGUUUUACAAACGGCACGAGAGCAACUUAAAUGGUCACUUCUGAAGUAAUGUCAUCUGCUUGGAUAUCUGCGGACUUUGACAACAUGCAAGUGGUCUUCAGAAUGGCGGAUGAUUUAUUUAUGUAUGAUACAGUCCACUACUAGUAAAUAUUACAGUACACAUGUAUUUAGUUUUUUCGUUGCCAUGUAGCGGCCAUUUUUGUAGUACCCGUCAUUAACCAGAGAAAGUACUCUAAUAUAUCAGUCAGUUCAAUAAUAGUUUGAUUUUUAGAAAAAAGAAUUAGCUUUUGCAAGUAACUCACCAACCAAAGGGACUUACACAUGUAUGGUAUAAAUGCAAAAAAGAUUAAUGGCCUGACGUUUUGACCCUAGCAGAGUCUUUCUUGAAGGCUUC